Malassezia restricta is the source of this 2640-nucleotide messenger RNA. RefSeq names its product syntaxin-binding protein 1. Gene Ontology annotation, molecular function: syntaxin binding. Bases 1 to 2640 code for a protein of 879 amino acids. Gene Ontology annotation, cellular component: secretory granule; plasma membrane. The record is from RefSeq and is a predicted model, not a curated record. Gene Ontology annotation, biological process: intracellular protein transport; vesicle-mediated transport. The transcript has a single exon. Lineage: Eukaryota; Fungi; Basidiomycota; Malasseziomycetes; Malasseziales; Malasseziaceae.
AUGCCGGCCAAGAGUCUGCAAACACUCGUCAAACAACGGUAUCUUAAUGCACUUCACACUGUGCAGCCAGCAUCAAGAUGGAAGAACCUUGUCAUUGAUGCACAUACCAUGGAAUACAUGAAUGCGGUCAUGCGCAUGUUUGAUAUCCUGGAACAGAAUGUUACCAAGGUCGACAGAAUAGAGAAGCACCGAGAUCCAGAGCCAGGCAUCGAAACUGCGUAUAUUUUGUGUCCCACGACGCAAAACGUGAAUCGAAUUAUUCAGGACAUGACGCCUACCCAUGAUCGUCCCGCGUUGUAUGACGCUGCACAUGUGUUCUUUGUUGAUGCCAUUUCUGAUGAACUUGUCACGAAGCUGACCAAUUCUAAAGCAGGAAUACGUCUGAAGCAACUGGUAGAGCUGUUCAUUAAUCUGUGGCCAGUUGAAUCCCAGGCGUUCCUGCUCAAGCAUCCCAGUUCGUUCUUUAGUGUGUUUCAGCCGAUGGAUACCAAAUUUUGCCCUUCGUUGGAUGAGGCACUAGCACUCAUGCAGGACGAACUCGAUAUAUCUACACAAGCAAUUCUCAACGUGUGUAUUACUUUAAACGAGAAUCCACUCAUUCGAUACCUCCAUGUCCCAGGCCGGGUGUUAGGUCCUUUGUCGCCCGAAGCAUUGUCUGAUACUGUGGAAGGUUCCUUCGCUGUGGACGAUUUUAGCAAGUCAGAUAUUGCGGGCCGUGUACAGAUUGGCGUGCCAUUCCCGCAACAACUAGCCCAUCGCGUUCAGGCAGCACUGGACGACUAUACGAAGAACCAAAUGCUUGGUGAUCCUGGCCGCCCGCGGGGUGUGCUUUUUAUUACAGAUCGUACAAUGGAUCUUGUAUCCCCUUUUCUGCACGAAUUUACCUAUCAGGCGAUGGUGUAUGACCUCGUGCCAAUUCAAGACAAUACGUACAAGCAUACUUAUAAGAAUGCUGAAGGUAUUACCGAGGAGCUGAUCGCCGAGUUGAACGAUAGCGAUGAAAUUUGGACUCGGAUUCGCCACAUGCAUGUGGCAGAGGCAAUACAGUACCUCACGCGCGAAUUCAAGCAGCACAUGGGUGAGGCGAGUCAAUUCUCCGGUGAAAUGUCGAUUAAUGGCAUGCGUGACAUGCUUGUAGCUCUACCACACAUGCAACAAACGAAAGAGAAGCUGUCUGUCCAUCUUUCGCUGGCACAAUUGUGUAUGGACAAGUUCGAGCACAGUAAAUUGGCGGCCCAGGCCAUGGUCGAGCAGAAUGCCGCAACGGGACAAACGCCUGAUGGAUCACGUCCUCGUUCGCUGGUGGAAGACAUGGUGCCCAUUCUCGACGACCCCUCUAUUACGAAUGCGGACAAGGUCCGUAUCAUCGCGCUGUACAUCUUAUCUUGCGAUGGUGUCCAAGAGGAAGACUGCCGCCGCCUGUUCCAGCACGCCCGGCUCACAGGCGGAGAAACAGCAACUGUGACUCAUCUUACGAACUUGGGCGCACGUGUCGUCCGCGAACCAUCGUCUUCGAGUCUUGAUGCCAUCUUCCGAAAGCGCCGAAAGACGCUUCAACCGCGUUUGCCAGCGGCGGGUCAGGCUGAGUACGAGCUCAGCCGAUGGCAGCCUUUGCUGCGUACAUUGCUGGAAGAUCACCUUCUAGGCCGCCUCGAGCAAAGCAUGUUUCCUUAUGUUCGUGACGCUCCGCCAGAAAUUCCGCUCUCUGAACAAAUUUCGCAGCGCUCCAUGUCGUUCAGUGCGAGUGCGACAGGUAUGGCUACCUCCGUACUGCACUCAGCGAUUAAUGCAACAGGCGGCAAAGACUCGCCUUUGGCGCGCGUUGGUGCAGGUUUUGGCUUUGAUCAGUCAAGUUCGACUCGAUCUAAUACGCUACGCGGCGGAACAACCAGUUUGCGCAGUGCUCGACCGACGUGGCACCAAAAAGGUCGCUCUCAAUCUGUGGCGAGCCUCUCGACCAGCAGUGCAAAUUCAGGCGGUGCCGGUGCUGGCGGCGUGACUACAGCUACCCGCAACACUUCCUCGGCGCUACAGGAAAUGAGUAAUCCGUCUGCUCAACGUAUGCUCGUGUUUAUGGUAGGCGGCAUAACGUAUUCAGAGAUGCGCACGGCGUACGAAGUGGGUAAGCGCAAUAAUACCGAGGUGUAUUUAGGCUCCUCUCACGUUUUCACACCGACAUCGUACAUGGAAGCAUUGCGUGUAAUGGGCACGCCACGCCAACCUAUUCCGCCAGACUUGCAUGUCGAUGUGCGACGAAAGGCGCAGCAAGCCGAGCAGGAACAACUCCUAGCCCAGCAACAAGGCAAAAAGAUCAAGCAGCCGCAUAUCCUGAAAAAGCCCAAGUACCCACAGGACCUGCCGCCGCAGGAUAGGUACGAUCUGCGGAAUUCGACGGCCGAAGAGGCACCUCCUCCACCGCCUAUGCCGGAGAAGAACUCACAGCGACUUGUGAACAAGCUCCACAAAGGACACGAUGCCCAACCGAAUGCCACUCCCUCUCAGAACAACUCUAGCAAAAAAACAUCGGGCACAUCCACAUCUGAUCCGAAUGCCUUGCCUGAAAUGCCUAGUGUGAUGGGCAAGCACCGUUUUGGCCGCGAUAUGUCCAAGUUUAAGCAUGCCUUAUUCCAUAAAAAGUAG